CUAAGAUGCGCUAGGCGAUUCUCCGCCAUGCGCGCCCUGCAGAAUUUCUGGAGCCAUGCCAGCAACCUGCUGGCGCCUAGAGAGACUGCGGUGAAACGGAUCUAUGUGGCCAGUCAGGAGGACGCAGCCGAAGAUGCGGAACUGGAGCCUUCCCCAGCCGUGCUCAGCCCACAUCACUCUGGACCCACGGGCCCUUCUUCUACGUGGCUCAGUUCAGGGGCGCAAGCAGCGGAUGUGAAGCUGCAGGUGGAACCCAGCCCACCCAGUGAUGGCGACCCCUUCCAGCAGACGGACACCACCGCACUGCCGCAGGGCGGGUCUACAGGAGAACGGCGGGUAAGCUUUGAAGCUACGAAGAUCCAGGCGCAAAUGCGCGAGCCGCGCUACGAGCAGCGCCAGCGGUAUGAGCAUAGUCGGCGCCCGGAAUGGAAGGAUCCUCCAUCCAUGAUGCAUCUGGGGCCCGGGACUGAGAGCAGCCUGGCCACCGCCGCAUGGGGAGAUGAUUUGGAUGGCUUGGAUGCCCUAAGAGAUCCUACGGAAGUCUUGACUGAGCAGCUGAAAAGAUGGAACAAACACAUGACAGCGCAGGAAAGUCAAGAACCCCGACCUUGGAAUGGCAACGUGAGAAUGACUUGGACCAUUCACAUGAACCUCGACGUAUCCCCCCGGGCUGGAGACUUCCCUGAGACUCAGCUGGCUGCAUGACGGAAUUGAAGGACCAAAA
Cladocopium goreaui is the source of this 724-nucleotide messenger RNA. The record is from the annotation of a GenBank genome assembly. Lineage: Eukaryota; Dinophyceae; Suessiales; Symbiodiniaceae.